This is a messenger RNA of Galeopterus variegatus (Sunda flying lemur), 3256 nucleotides long. RefSeq names its product TRAF interacting protein (gene TRAIP). Bases 1318 to 2727 code for a protein of 469 amino acids. NCBI's taxonomy places the organism in Eukaryota, Metazoa, Chordata, Mammalia, Dermoptera, Cynocephalidae. The transcript is spliced from 15 exons. The record is from RefSeq and is a predicted model, not a curated record.
GUAGAAAUCCAUUGUGGGUGGUGGGUCCUGAGCUGGGUUGGGGCCAAGGAAUACCCCCUUUGGCUGAGAGUUCAAGUAAGGGCUGCUCAUCCAAUUCCUAUUGACCAAGGAGCUUUUGUCUUGACUUGGGCAUAGAGUUGGAACCCACUCAGGGCCAACCCCACAGGGAGAGAUCUUGUUCAUGGUCAAGAUGGGCUUCCCUGGGCUGGGAAGAGGGUGUACGGGGGGCAUUGCAGAAAGGUUCUGUGCUGCUGUGUGUUGAUUCCUCCUUCCUACAAGCACCUGUUCUUUCCACAUAGGCCCAAAGGAUUUUACUCUUGAGUCUUACUUCAGCUGGAGCUGAUCAGCUUUAUAUUAUGGGGCUCUGCAUAAGGUUUCUUCUGCGGAGAAGUUACACUGCUAAAUGUAGUAAGCAUGAAAACCCCUAAGGAGACUUACUCCAGCCCAGAUGGGCCUCGGUGAACUCACCAGGUCUUCUCGGGGAGGACCUCAAAGAUAAUUUCUCUGGUAUGAGAAUAAUCAAAAGGGUUUGUUAGUCCCUGGUCUCUGAAGGAUCUGAGCCGCCAAAAUUCCAACCCUACCUACUACAGUCCCAGGCAUAAGUGAUCCUCCUGGAAGCUAAAAUCAGAGUACUGGCCCUAUUGUCUCCAAACUCAGGGAUCGUCAAAUCUGACUUGGAUAAAGCCAAGGUUAGCCUGGGGUGUCCUGACAGGUUGGGACCUAUGUGUCCAUCUUUCCAGAAUCACCUAGAACCAAGGGCUGAGAGGGUGGAGCAUUCUUUUGGUCUGUGGGAACUAUGGGCUGCCAGCGCACGGUCACGCAGAGUCCAGGGGACCCAUCGGGACCAUCGUCCCGUCCCAUUCCCUUGCGGCCGCGGUUUUCUUGAAUGUCCCAAAGUACAGAAAGCCCAGAACCAGGUCGGGCCUGCCUCACCGCUGGUUUGGGACGACAACGCUCUGCCUGCUCCGGAAAAGGUUCCAGCGGGCGGAGUCGCUGCUCCCCGCCCGAAUCAACGCGGCACUACCGGGUCGCCUGCCGAGUCAUCCAGGAGACGCCCGAGAGAUAACGCGCUCCGCCCCAGGAUUCUCUACCGCCGCGGGGCAACUAAGGCCCGCCUGCCCGGCGGUUUGUCCAAUCCCGAUCAAAUAUUCAGGCUCCGCCCCCUCCCCCGCCCCAAGUUUGGGUUGUCAUUUCCCGUUCGCUCCCGGAAGUCGUGCUUUGGAGCCAAAUUUGAAGCGAGCAGAGACGCGGGGGCGCGUUCAAAGCUAGACCUGUAGCAGUUUCCUUGGCUACCUGAGCCCUUUAAGUCCAGUCAUCAUGCCUAUCCGUGCUCUGUGCACUAUCUGCUCCGACUUCUUCGACCACUCCCGUGACGUGGCCGCCAUCCAGUGCGGCCACACGUUUCACCUGCAGUGCCUAAUUCAGUGGUUUGAGACAGCACCAAGUCGGACUUGCCCACAGUGCCGAAUCCAGGUUGGCAAAAGAACCAUUAUCAAUAAGCUCUUCUUUGACCUCGCCCAGGAAGAGGAGAGUGUCUUGGAUGCAGAAUUCUUAAAGAAUGAACUGGACAACAUCAGAGCCCAACUUUCCCAGAAAGAGAGGGAGAAACAGGACAGCCAGGUCAUCAUUGAUACUCUGCGGGACACACUGGAAGAGCGCAACACCACUGUGGAAUCUCUGCAAAAGGCCUUAGGCAAGGCUGAGAUGCUGUGCUCCACACUCAAAAAGCAGAUGAAGUACUUGGAGCAGCAGCAGGAUGAGACUAAACAAGCACGGGAGGAGAUUCGCCAACUCAGAAGAAAGAUGAAAGCCAUGGAGCAGAUUGAGCUUCUACUCCAGAGUCAACGACCUGAGGUGGAGGAGAUGAUCCGAGACAUGGGUGUGGGACAGUCAGCGGUGGAGCAGCUGGCUGUUUACUGCGUGUCCCUCAAGAAAGAGUACGAGAAACUAAAAGAGGCACGGAAGGCCUCAGGGGAGCUGGCUGACAAGCUGAGGAAGGACUUGUUUUCCUCCAGAAGCAAGUUGCAGACAGUCUACUCCGAAUUGGAUCAGGUCAAGGUAGAGCUGAGGUCAGCCCAGAAGGACUUACAGAGUGCUGACAAGGAAAUCAUGAGUCUAAAAAAGAAGCUGUCAAUGCUGCAGGAAACCUUGAACCUGCCACCCGUAGCCAGCGAGACUGUCAACCGCCUGGUUUUAGAGAGCCCAGCCCCUGUGGAAAUGCUGAACCUGAAGCUCCGCCGGCCAUCCUUCAGCAAUGAUAUUGACCUCUAUGCUACCUUUGAUGUGGAUACCCCCCCAGCUCGGCAUUCCAGCUCCCAGUAUGGCCAUUCCAAGAAGCUCUGCCUGGAGAAAGCCCACUCUCCCAUUCGGGACAUCCCCAAGAAGAUGCCCAGAGGCCCCAGAAAGGAGUCUCACCUAUCACUGGGUGGCCAGCGCUGUGCAGGAGAGUCAGACGAAGAACUGGAUGGUGCCUUCCCUGUCUUCUUCCGGAAUGCCAUCCUGGGCCGGAAACAUCCCAGGAUGGCCAGGGCAGAGUCUUGUCACAGCACAGAUGUGGUAAGGACAGGCUUUGAUGGGCUCGGAGGCCGGACAAAAUUUAUCCAACCUACUGACACGGCCAUGAUCCGCCCACUGCCUGUUAAGCCUAAGGCCAAGGCUAAGCAGAGAGUGGGGGUGAGAACAGUGCACCCUCCCUCCCAGGCCAAGCUGGACACCUUCCUGUGCUAGUGAGAACAGUGAGUCUGAGUAGUGGCCAGAUACAUGCCUACUUGUAGGCCAAGAACUGUCCAGGCAUGGGGUUUUUGGGAGAUAGCCCCUCUUCCAGAACCAGCCCUGAGAGCAAGGGCAGACAAGCAGGUGUGAGUGAGAGUGUUGCCCAGAGACUGCUCUUCCUGAACUCACCCUGCCCCAUUCCUGCCACAUUCCUGCCACAUUGGGUCUAACUUUGGGAGCUCCAUGACCAGCUCAUCAUUCCUGUCAACAGGGCCUGUUCAUUGUCCCAGGCACCUAUUUAUGGCCAUGAUCAGAUGUGGCCGGGCUCCUUCUGGUCCUGGAGACCAGGGUUACUUGUUGACUAUAUGAACAAAGUGCUUGAGGCUUCUCAGGAAGCCUUCACCUGAGCUACUACCUGCCUCUGGCUUGCUGCUAGUCAUGGCCUGGGCCAAGCAGAGUGGGGAAUGGUGGUGGAGAGUGAACGCGAGAAGAUUUGUAAAAUAAAGAAAUAAUAAAAUAAAUAAUUUAAAUAAUAAUAAAUAAU